Molecule: messenger RNA, 1845 nt
Organism: Colletotrichum karsti
Lineage: Eukaryota; Fungi; Ascomycota; Sordariomycetes; Glomerellales; Glomerellaceae
Product: gamma-glutamyltranspeptidase
Exons: 4
Coding region: 1-1845 (614 amino acids)
Source: RefSeq, a predicted model, not a curated record
AUGCCCCUCACAACCGGCUCCCUCCUCAACCCGCAGGCGCAGGAGUUCGCGAAAUUCCCCAGCAGACGCAGCGUCGUCCACAGCACCAAGGGAAUCGUCUCGUGCACUCAGCCGCUCGCCGCGAAAUGCGGUAUUGAAAUCCUUCAAGCUGGCGGCAACGCCGCGGACGCCGCUGUCGCUGUAGCCGCCGGUCUCAACAUGACCGAGCCGUGCUCAACCGGCAUCGGCGGCGACAUGUUCAUCCUCUUCUACGACGCCAAGACGGGCAAGGUCUCCGCCAUGAACGGCUCCGGCCGCUCGGCCAAGAACGCCACCCUCGAGACCAUCCGCAAGGACCUCGGCCUGGCCGAGGGCCAGGACGGCAAGAUCCCCAUGAAGAGCGUCCACGCCGUCACCGUCCCCGGCGCGGCCGCCGGCUGGGUCGACACCAUCGAGCGCUUCGGCAGCGGCAACGUCACGGUCGAGCGCGUCCUCGCGCCCGCCAUCGAGCUGGGCGAGAAGGGCUUCCCCGUUUCCGAGCUCACGAGUUCUUACUGGAAUCAAGCCGAGGCGCAAAUCAGGGCUGCCUCGCCCAACUUCGCCGAGAUGCUCAAGAAGGACCCCAAGGCCGCGGACGGCGUCAGGGCUCCUAACCCGGGUGAGAUCAUGAAGAACCCCACCCUGGCGCAGACCUACCGCACGCUGGCCAAGGAGGGCAAGAAGGGCUUCUACACGGGCCGCAUCGCUGAGGAGCUCGUCAAGGUUGUCAAGGACCUCGGCGGCCACCUAGAGCUCGAAGACCUGGCCAACCACCUCGAACUCGGCAGCGAGCCCGUGGACCCCAUCUCUCUCAAGUUCAAGCCCGUCCUCAAGAACCAGCAGCAGGCGAACGGUAAUAGCGACGUCGCCAAUGCCGGCGUCGAGCUCUGGGAGCACCCACCCAACGGCCAGGGUAUUGUCGCCCUCAUGGCUCUCGGCAUUCUCCAGGAGCUGCAGGCCUCUGGUGCCGUCCCGGCCUGGUCCGCCGAGGACCACAACACGGCACCUUACCUACACGCCAUCAUCGAGGCCCUCCGCCUCGGCUUCACCGAUGCCAGCUGGUACGUGACCGACCCCAACGUCGUCAACGUCCCCUCCGCGGGCCUCAUCUCGCGCGAGUACCUCGCCGAGCGCGCCAAGCUGUUCGACGCGAGCAAAGCAGCGACAAAGCUGCACCCGGGCGAGCCGCCCAAGUUCGUCUCGCCCGCGCUGAGCAGCAGCGACACCGUCUACUUCACCGUCUCCGACGCCCACGGGAACGCGGCGUCCUUCAUCAACAGCAACUACGGCGGCUUCGGCACCUGCAUCAUCCCCAAGGGCUGCGGCUUCACGCUGCAGAACCGCGGCGCCAACUUCAGCCUCGACCCGGAGCACCCCAACAAGCUGGCCCCCCGCAAGCGCCCGUACCACACCAUCAUCCCGGGCAUGGUGACGAACCAGGCCGACGGGUCGUUGCACAGCGCCUUCGGCGUCAUGGGCGGCUUCAUGCAGCCGCAGGGCCACGUACAGGUCCUCCUCGGCCAGCUCAUCGCGGGCUUGUCGCCGCAGCAGACGCUCGAUGCGCCGCGCGUGUGCAUCAACGCGGGUUUGCCGAGCAAGGAGGCCGAUUUCGACUGGACUGUUAGCGUGGAGGAGGGUAUGCCGGAAGAGACUGUCGAAGGCCUGCGGAAGCUGGGACACAAGGUGGAGAUCAUCACCGGUUCGGAGAGAGGCCACUUCGGCCGCGGUCAGAUUAUCAGGUACCACGUCGACCCCGUCGAGGGCACCGGCGUGUGGUCGGCAGGUAGCGACAUGCGCGGUGACGGCGCGGCGUACCCGGCUUUGUAA